This is a messenger RNA of Capra hircus (goat), 6852 nucleotides long. RefSeq names its product KIAA1024 ortholog (gene MINAR1). Lineage: Eukaryota; Metazoa; Chordata; Mammalia; Artiodactyla; Bovidae. Gene Ontology annotation, biological process: negative regulation of TOR signaling; negative regulation of cell population proliferation. Gene Ontology annotation, cellular component: plasma membrane. Bases 43 to 2796 code for a protein of 917 amino acids. The transcript has 3 exons. The record is from RefSeq and is a predicted model, not a curated record.
GAAGUUUCCAGUGUCGCCAGCUAGCCUGUGAAAUUCUAAGCCAUGGAGACCAACCAGGAAACGUCCCUCUUCUUGGUGAAGAUCUUGGAGGAAUUAGACAGCAAGCAAAAUACCGUCUCCUACCAGGACCUCUGCAAAUCCCUAUGCGCCCGCUUCGAUCUGUCCCAGCUCGCGAAACUGAGAAGCGUUCUCUUCUAUACGGCCUGUCUUGACCCCAACUUCCCAGCCACGUUAUUCAAAGACAAGAUGAAAUGUGCUGUAAACAACCAGCAGUCCAAGAAAAUCAUGGUGGCUGCAGACAUCGUGACCAUAUUCAACCUGAUCCAGAUGAAUGGGGGUGCCGCCAAGGAGAAGCUGCCUGGAGGCCGGCAGAAGAUGCACAAGAAAGAUGCCUCUUUUGACUCGUGCCGCUCGGACACGGAGAUCUGCAGCGCAGCAGAGUGCGAGCCCCUCAACUGUGAGCUGAGUGACCGGCCUUUCAGCCGGGGCUACCCCACCCGCCAGUCAUCCAAGUGCAGAAAGGUGGACUGCAAGGACUGUCCACAGUUCAUUCCUGCCUCUGAACCUGACUUCCUCCUGGGGGUCAGCAAAGACGUGAAAAACCGGGCAGCUUCCCUGGACAGGCUGCAGGCUCUGGCCCCAUACUCGGUGGCCAGCCCUCAGCCCUGCGAGAUGCAGAGAACCUACUUCCCCAUGAACCUCGAGAGUGAGUCCAUGUCUGAUCAGGACUCCCUGCCUCUCCCCCAGGGCAUCAAGCAGACCUUCAUCUCCAACGACGAGCCCUUCGUGGUCCAGUCCUGUGUCCAGAAAAGGAACAUCUUCAAAGAGGACUUUCACAACCUGAUGGCUGUGUCCCCCGGGUUGGCCAGCCCGGCCAACAAGGCCGAGAGCGAGCACAGGAAAUCCCAGGGCCGCAAGGAGUCCCACAAGACGCCCUUCCCCCAUCACAGCUUUGAGAUGCCCUACAGCAGCCAGUACCUGAACCCCGAGUACUCCCCGGUUCCUGACAAGAGGCGGGCAAAGCACGAGAGCUUAGAUGACCUUCAAGCCUCCACGUAUUUUGGACCCACUCCAGUGAUGGGGACCCAGGAGGCCCGGCGCUGUCCUGGCAAAUCAGGCAAGCAGACCCCCUGGCCAGCCAAAAGCUGGAGCCUCAACACUGAAGAAGUUCCUGACUUUGAACGGUCCUUUUUCAACAGAAACCCCUCCGAGGAGAAGCUCCGUUAUCCAAAUUCCAGCAGUCAGACACCCAACUUCCCAACUCCGGACAGAUGCCCUGCUUACCUGACACCACAGGAUCAACAGCCCAUCCUCCCAGUUGGCUACUCAGCAAAGCCCAAUGGGCUCAAAUCUAAAGAGAUCCCAUCUCCUGUAGACCUGGAGAAGCAUGAACCAGUCAAAAAGUUUAAAGACAAGAGCAUCAGCUGCACCAGUGGGCAGCUGAGCUCAGACACCAGCAGCGUGGGCACCCAGACUGACCUGCAUGUGCUGGAGCCCAAAAAAGGCAAGGACCUGUGCACUCCUGGGCAGGGCAAGUACAGUGACCGGCAUGCCGUGAAGCAUUCCGACGAUGACUCGGAGGUGGUCAGUGAUGACAUCAGCGACAUCUUCCGGUUUCUUGAUGACAUGAGCAUCAGUGGCUCGACAGGGGUCAUGCAGUCAUCCUGCUACAACAGCACUGGGUCCCUAUCUCAGCUUCACAAGUCGGACUGUGACAGUUCGCCAGAGCACCACCUCACCAGAGUCGCCAAUGGGCUCCCCAGCGGCCAAGGGGAGAAGGGCAGCCGGCCAGAAAACAGCCACCACUCAGAAGAGGAGCUAAAGACCAGCGUGUGCAAGCUGGUGCUCAGGAUCGGGGAGAUUGAACGGAAGCUCGAGUCACUGUCGGGUGUGCGUGAGGAGAUCUCCCAGGUCCUGGGCAAGCUCAAUAAACUAGACCAGAAGAUACAGCAGCCCGAGAAGGUGAGCGUGCAGAUUGACCUCAAUUCUCUGACCAGUGAGGCUCCAUCUGACGAGAGCGCCUCGCCCCAGAUGUUCCGUGCCCACAAGGGUGCCCAUGGGCCCAAGCUGGAGAACACGGCUGACUGGUGCUGCUCAGAUGCCAGUGGGAGCAACAGUGAAAGCCUUCGUGUCCAGGCCUUAAAAAAAAGCCUCUUCACCAGGCCGUCUUCCAGGUCCCUGACAGAGGAGAACAGUGCCACAGAAUCCAAGAUUGCCAGCAUCUCCAACUCACCCAGGGACUGGCGCACCAUCACUUACUCCAACCGCAUGGGCAUCAGCGAGGAGGAGAUCAAAGAGCGAGGUCCUGGUGACAGUAAAGACUGGCAUCGGAAGUCUAAAGAGGCAGACAGGCAGUACGACAUCCCCCCGCAGCACCGCCUGCCCAAGCAGCCCAAGGACGGCUUCCUGGUGGAGCAGGUGUUCAGCCCUCACCCCUACCCCGCCUCUCUCAAGGCCCACAUGAAGAGCAACCCUCUGUACACGGACAUGCGGCUCACGGAGCUGGCAGAGGUGAAGCGGGGCCAGCCUUCCUGGACCAUCGAGGAGUAUGCACGCAAUUCGGGUGACAAGGGCAAGCUGACAGCCCUGGACCUGCAGACUCAAGAAUCUUUAAAUCCGAACAACUUAGAGUAUUGGAUGGAAGACAUUUAUACCCCGGGCUACGACUCAUUGCUAAAACGGAAAGAAGCCGAAUUCAGACGAGCCAAGGUCUGCAAGAUAGCGGCUCUGAUUGCCGCGGCUGCGUGCACAGUCAUUCUGGUGAUCGUGGUGCCCAUCUGCACGAUGAAAUCAUGAGCUACUGGAGGCGAUGUUGCCAAUGGCUCGUGACCUCUGACAUCUUUCUCUGUAGUCUAAAAUCACGUGGCAGGUCAGGCACCACUUGUUGAAACAGAAAUCAUGGAGGCUUUUCUGCAAAUGGUGAUGAUGGUCUUCAGAAAAUAUUCAUUCUAGAAAGAUGUCUAUCUACCUACUAGCUUUGACUUAAUGACACAGAUGAAUUUUAAGAAGUGCAAUAUCUUUUCCUACCGAAAGAAUGUAAUGGAUGACCAGUAGAUACAAACUGAAUUCCAGGCAAAAAAAAAAAAAGAGGAAGAUUAAUUGGUUGGAUUCUUUCCAUUCAUGGUGAAGAAUAUGCUAUAGAGGAGAUGGUUAAUACAUACUUCUUUAAAGGAAAGCUAAGAGAGAGCAAGGUGAGAAAGAAAAGCCUGGGUUCUCUCUUCCUUCAUGUUCCUAGACCAUUGCAGGUGAAGUAACAGGGUAUGUUUCCAUAGGGGGUUACUGUUUACUUCUCUGCUGACUGUAAUCAAGGGCUACUGACUUUUCAUACUUGCCCUUCUGUCAUGAUGAUGCUCUUUGUUGCAGAUCUUCAUGGAAACAUUCCGGACCUUCUUCCUGGUGCCCAGGGUAGGAAGGUACUGGACUGCCAAGUCAGCCAUGGCAUGAAGUGACCUCUUUGCUUAAUAGGCCAAGGUCUUCAGGCUAGGAGACCUUUCAGUGGCCACCCCAAGCCAUGGGAGGGCUGCUCGCUAAUGAUGUAUGCUCAACAUCUGAAAGUCAAGGUAUCCCAAAGGACCUCCCAUUCUUGCCUUGGUGUGUGGGUCAUCUCUUCCAUCUUCUAUCUCCUGGUAGUACGGAUCCUCCACCUUUUACCAUGAGUUGAUUUUGGAACUUGUCCUUGUGCCUUGAGUAGAGACAAUGGCAGAACUUUGACCUUCUAACUAUAAACCGUGGUUGCUGUGCACCAAUAAUACCAGCCAUUUCCAAUGGCUUUAAAAAGAUUUUGAAAGCUUGUCGAUAAUAUGAUAAAGGCUCUGAGGUGUUCUCAACUACUCCAGCACCUACUCCAUAGUUUCAAAUAUUUGUCAGCAGUGCAAAAAAAUAAUGAUCUAUUUAACCAUUUAUCUAUCUAUCUAUCUAUAUGUCUAUCUAAAUACCUGAUUUUGGUUUAUUGUCUUCUCUGUUAAUUAACUUGAGAGCAAGAUUUCUCCCGUGUAAGGAAGCCGUUGUCAUUCAUGAGAAUUUGAUCUCAGUUUCCACCUGUUGAAUGGUGCUUUGACAUAAGUGGACAGAAAGAAUCCUUUUCAGCAUCAGAUCCUAAUGUCUUGUUAUAGGUUAAAGAAAAACAAUGGACAAAAACUAGCUACCUUAAUUCUUCCAGGAACAAAGUGGAAUAUAAAUAAAUGUUGGUAGUAAGAAUCCUGUCACUCCAGUGAAAGAAAGGUGAAAUUGUUAGUCACUCAGCUACAUCCAACUCUGAGAUCCCAUGGACUCUAGCCUGCCAGGCUCCUCUGUCCAUGGAAUUCUCCAGGCAAGAAUACUGGAGUGGGUGGCCAUUCCUUCUCCAGGGGAUCUUCCUGACCCAGGGACUGAACCCAGGUCUCCUGCAUUGCAGGCAGAUUCUUUACUGUCUGAGCCUCCAGAGAAGCCCAAUGAUAGAAUAAAUUCCUAAAAGGGAGUUUGGGAAGCAUCUCAGAUUUUAAAGCAAUAGGAAUUCAGCAUCCAUCCUAAAAUCUUCCAAAUACUGCUUAGCUUGCUGUGUCUAAUUCUCUUGUUCCCCCAAAGGGGAGUCAGAACAUUUUGUGUUGUUAAUAAAUAUAGGAUGGAUGCUCUCAUCUGUAGUAAACCUUCGUUUUUAGAGGUCUUCAUGUUCUCUAUUUAUAGUCUCAUGUUUAUGUAUAGAUUUUCAGCUAGGUGACUGAAAUUUAAGCCUUAGUACGGAAACCUGAGGAUUUAUAAUUGAAAAUGAAAAAUAUAUUAAUAUAUAUUACUGUCUAUUGUCAGAAUUUAGUCUUUUGGUGCUCUGUUUUGGGUUGGGCACAUUAAAUAAGGUUGUUUCUUUAAGCCCCAAGGGGAUUCUAGAUUAAUACCCUCUGGAGUUGUGGGUUCCCAAGUCUCCUCCCAACCUAUACCACUCUAGAAAUCACCCCAGCCCUGACGCUUUCCCCUUUAUCACAGGUUAAGCCACGAGAGCAGCAGAGGUAGGUAGGUUGCCAACCUCUUGCCCUGUGAUUUGCAGAGAAGUCGAGAUGCAGUCACCCAGGCUAAGAAAAAUUUGUCAAAUCCCAUUCGGACUCCUUCAUUUGCCAGGUAGGAUAAUGCCGGAUCGACCAAACCACUAUGGCCACUGCCCUUGGGUGAGUUUCUUCUUAAAGGGCCCUCUUUGGGUCACGUGCCUAGCUCCCUGGGGAGGGUGUGAGUAUAAGCACCCUCCCAACGCAUAAAAGUGAAGAAUUUUCUCAUACACUUUUCAUAUCUGGGGAGGUAGUCAAAGAAAUUUAGUCUUGCUCUAAGUCCAGCAUAGCUUUAAAAUUCGGCUCCACUCAUUGCUGCAUCAUGGAAACAUCCAGACCUGGUCACCCCCCUGGGAGACCAUACAGCAGUGACCCCCAGGCAAGGGGGUUUCCUCUGGAAAGCGAUUGUCCUUAGCUUGGUAGCCCUGAGUCUGGUGUCAAGUUAUGCACUUUUGCCAUGGCGUGAAGCCUGAUGGAUGCUUGGAGUCUUGGGGUCUAGAGAAUGUGAAGUUCAUAGUUGGCUUCUUUCUCUCCAUUGAUCCCAAGCUUGUUACACUUUCUUUCCCUGGACCUCUAGACUCACUCCAGCUCCUCCAUCCCUCUGUUUGCAGAAAGGGUCAAGACCAGAGUCUGGAUGGGAAUGAAGCAUCUACCCAUUCCUCUAAAAUUUGCCUCUCAUCUCCUGCUGCUAUGAGCUCCCUGUGGGCGACCUAGAGUCAGGCCUGACUUCUGUAGUAGGCAACAGCCUCUACCACUGUAUCUGGCAUAUUUUGAUGAAGUACCAUUUCUUGUGCCUAAACUGAAGAUCAUUAUAUUAUAAAAAUUCACUUCGGUUCUCUUGCAUUUUAAAAAAAUGAACCAUGGGACAUUAUCAAGGGAUUAUUUUAAAAUUAGGUCUCUUUAUCCAAAUAAAGUCAUAAUCAUCACAUCCUCUUUUUCAGUCUGCAUUUGCUCUGAACACAGCCUUGCAGAGAAGCAAAGUGUAUUUCCCAGCUCACAAUUUUCAGAUAUUUUAUGCCAAUACCUUCUUUAAAUGGAAAAUACAGUAAAGCAAAUCAUACUUGUAUCACCCAUUACUAGCUGAUCAUAAAUUGUUAGUAUUUUAGGGCAUGCAGCUAUGUGGUUUGUAUCUGCAAGGCUGGCUUAAUAGAUGUGCUGAAAGUCACUGUUUGGAACCUGCAUAAGCUCUGAUACCCUUAUUGGAUUCAUGGCAGUGCUGUCUUUGUUUAUAGUUUAUCAGUUUAAGAGCACGGCACCUCCUUUUUCUUAACAAAAAAAGCUCUGCUGAGAAUACACAAUUCUGUUAAGUGGUAUAAAAAUGUGUGAACGUUGAAAUCCAACCUGUUUCAUAUUAUAACCAGCCUGCAAGAAGAUUGUGCUCAAUUGUGUGAAUACCAAAUCAGAGUAUACUGUAUGUUGUACCUUGGAAAUUUGUAUUUAAAGGCAACAAUGUUAAUAAUAGUUGGUAUAACAGGGGAAAAGGGUAUUUGAUAUUUAUUAACAAGGAGAAAUGCAACAAACUUCCUUAUUUAUGCCUUAUGAAUAAAGGGGUGUGAAAUAUUAGAUGAAGUUUUAUGUGCAUGACUCUGAACUUUAGAGUCUAAAGGAGUGGGGAUCCUCGAAGGCAGGGACUGUCUUUUCUAUGUUUGUUCUGUAAAGCUCUCAGCGCACUCUUGGUGCUUGAUCAAUGUUAUAUAAUACCAAUAACUAAGCACAUUUUUAGAUCUUUUUUCAAAUGGCUUGUGUAAAAUUUGGUUAACGUAUAAUGGUUGGUUUGAAGCUAUCAUGUAAAAUCUGCCUCUCCAAAUAUAAUCGGGAAUAAACUGGAAAUGAUGAAGUA